Molecule: messenger RNA, 234 nt
Organism: Grosmannia clavigera kw1407
Lineage: Eukaryota; Fungi; Ascomycota; Sordariomycetes; Ophiostomatales; Ophiostomataceae
Exons: 1
Coding region: 1-234 (77 amino acids)
Source: RefSeq, a predicted model, not a curated record
AUGGCACCUUUGUCACCCAGAGCAGCUGCUGCUCGGAAUGGAACCUUUCGGUACCAAAUCCAGGACCACUACACCGACCCGCUCUUUGACGAGACCAAGGUCUGCACCCCUGGCUCGGCCACGCAGACGCCCCACGUUAAAAUUGCCAUAUCCGCCUUCUUCGACAUCUCGACGUCGGCACAGCUCAAGGCGAUUUGCAGACUGUCUGGUAUGACCAGGUCCAUGCGUGCGUAG